Neogale vison (American mink) is the source of this 11315-nucleotide messenger RNA. RefSeq names its product potassium voltage-gated channel subfamily B member 1 (gene KCNB1). Gene Ontology annotation, cellular component: voltage-gated potassium channel complex; membrane. Bases 1 to 2577 code for a protein of 858 amino acids. Gene Ontology annotation, molecular function: delayed rectifier potassium channel activity; protein binding. The record is from RefSeq and is a predicted model, not a curated record. Lineage: Eukaryota; Metazoa; Chordata; Mammalia; Carnivora; Mustelidae. The transcript is spliced from 2 exons. Gene Ontology annotation, biological process: protein homooligomerization; potassium ion transmembrane transport.
AUGCCGGCGGGCAUGACGAAGCAUGGCUCCCGCUCCACCAGCUCGCUGCCGCCCGAGCCCAUGGAGAUCGUGCGCAGCAAGGCGUGCUCGAGGCGUGUCCGCCUCAACGUCGGGGGUCUGGCACACGAGGUGCUCUGGCGCACCCUGGACCGCCUGCCCCGCACGCGGCUGGGCAAGCUACGCGACUGCAACACGCACGACUCGCUGCUCGAGGUGUGCGACGACUACAGCCUCGACGACAACGAGUACUUCUUUGACCGCCAUCCAGGCGCCUUCACCUCCAUCCUCAACUUCUACCGCACUGGGCGACUGCACAUGAUGGAGGAGAUGUGCGCGUUGAGCUUCAGCCAAGAGCUUGACUACUGGGGCAUCGACGAAAUCUACCUGGAGUCCUGCUGCCAGGCCCGCUACCACCAGAAGAAGGAGCAGAUGAACGAGGAGCUCAAGCGGGAGGCUGAGACCCUGCGGGAGAGGGAGGGGGAGGAGUUCGAUAACACGUGCUGUGCAGAGAAGAGGAAAAAGCUCUGGGACCUCCUGGAGAAGCCCAAUUCUUCCGUAGCUGCCAAGAUCCUUGCCAUAAUUUCCAUCAUGUUCAUCGUCCUCUCCACCAUUGCCCUGUCACUCAACACGCUGCCCGAGCUGCAGAGCCUCGAUGAGUUCGGCCAGACCACAGACAACCCCCAGCUGGCCCACGUGGAGGCCGUGUGCAUUGCGUGGUUCACCAUGGAGUACCUGCUGCGGUUCCUCUCCUCCCCUAAGAAAUGGAAGUUCUUCAAGGGCCCGCUCAACGCCAUUGACUUGUUGGCCAUCUUGCCGUACUAUGUCACCAUCUUCCUCACCGAAUCCAACAAGAGCGUGCUGCAGUUCCAGAACGUCCGCCGCGUGGUCCAGAUCUUCCGCAUCAUGCGUAUUCUUCGUAUCCUUAAGCUCGCACGCCACUCCACUGGGCUCCAGUCCUUGGGCUUCACCCUGCGGAGGAGCUACAAUGAGCUGGGCUUGCUCAUCCUCUUCCUCGCCAUGGGCAUCAUGAUUUUCUCCAGUCUUGUAUUCUUUGCUGAGAAGGAUGAGGAUGACACCAAGUUCAAAAGCAUCCCAGCCUCCUUCUGGUGGGCCACUAUCACCAUGACGACCGUUGGGUAUGGAGACAUCUACCCCAAGACUCUCCUGGGGAAGAUUGUUGGGGGGCUCUGCUGCAUUGCAGGAGUCCUGGUGAUUGCUCUUCCCAUCCCCAUCAUUGUCAAUAACUUCUCUGAGUUCUACAAGGAGCAGAAGAGGCAGGAGAAAGCAAUCAAGCGGAGAGAGGCUCUAGAGAGAGCCAAGAGGAAUGGCAGCAUCGUCUCCAUGAACAUGAAAGAUGCUUUUGCCCGGAGCAUCGAGAUGAUGGACAUUGUGGUUGAGAAAAAUGGAGACAAUAUGGGUAAGAAGGACAAAGUGCAAGAUAAUCACUUGUCUCCCAACAAAUGGAAAUGGACAAAGAGGACACUGUCUGAAACUAGCUCAAGUAAGUCCUUUGAAACCAAGGAGCAGGGAUCCCCUGAGAAGGCCAGAUCAUCUUCUAGUCCUCAGCACCUGAACGUCCAGCAGUUGGAAGACAUGUACAAUAAGAUGGCCAAGACCCAAUCUCAACCCAUCCUCAAUACGAAGGAGUCAGCAACACAGAGCAAACCAAAGGAAGAACUUGAAAUGGAGAGUAUCCCCAGCCCUGUAGCCCCUCUGCCCACACGUACAGAAGGGGUCAUCGACAUGCGAAGCAUGUCGAGCAUUGAUAGCUUCAUUAGCUGUGCCACAGACUUCCCGGAAGCCACCAGAUUCUCCCACAGCCCUCUGGCAUCACUUCCCAGCAAGACUGGGGGCAGUAUGGCCCCAGAGGUGGGCUGGCGGGGAGCUCUGGCUACCAGUGGUGGUAGAUUUGUGGAGGCCAACCCCACCCCUGAUGCCAGCCAUCGCUCUACCUUCUUCAUUGAGAGCCCCAAGAGUUCUCUGAAGACAAACAACCCCCUGAAGCUCCGAGCACUUAAAGUCAACUUCAUGGAGGGGGACCCCAGUCCACUAGUCCCCGUUCUGGGGAUGUACCAUGACCCUCUUAGGAACCGGGGGGGCGCUGCCGCUGCUGUCGCCGGACUGGAGUGUGCCACACUCUUGGACAGGCCUGUACUGAGUCCGGAGUCCUCCGUCUACACCACAGCAAGUGCUAGGACGCCCCCCCGAUCACCUGAGAAACACACAGCAAUAGCAUUCAACUUCGAAGCAGGUGUCCACCAGUACAUCGAUGCGGACACAGAUGACGAGGGGCAGGUGCUCUACAGUGUAGAUUCCAGCCCUCCCAAGAGCGUCCAGGCGAGCACCAGUCCCAAGUUCAGUGUCGGGACAAGAUCAGAGAAGAACCACUUCGAAAGCUCCCCCUUACCCACCUCCCCUAAGUUCUUAAGGCAGAACUGCAUUUACUCAACAGAAGCAUUGACUGGAAAAGGCCCCAGUGGCCAGGAAAAGUGCAAACUCGAGAACCACAUCUCCCCCGACGUCCGCGUGUUGCCGGGAGGAGGAGCCCACGCAAGCACACGGGAUCAGAGCAUCUGAGCUGCCCCCCUCCCCCGCAACAGAGACUUGUGGCGAGACCCGAGAGGCGUGCCGUCCAGCUUCCCUGCCGCAGAGCCUUUCCGCACGAACUCAGAAAGGCUCUGCAGAGCCUCCAGACAGAAGCAAAACUCUGGGGGAGGCUCCCUAGGGCCUUGAGAGCCGCGACAGGUACGACAGAAUGCAGUCGGCCAAGCCACAGGAUGUGGCAUCUCUUUGUACCAAGUCCACUGCCCUCUUUGGGAGAUGACGUGGGCAGAACUCACAGCCACCCCUACCACGUGCUGGACCUAACGAAGGCCACCUACUCCCCACUUGUCUGUCAUGGCUGUCCAUCACAGCCUCGGGGGGAGCGGGGCGCGCAGCCUCUCCAGCCCUCCCGGCUUCAGCUGGAGAAGGAUGCCGGAACAAGCGGCUGGGCUGACCAAUUUGGUUUUGGAUGUUACCUGGCCACCUCUAGGAACUCCUGUCCAUCACCUCCUGGAUGGAUCCCACUGUUAAGAAGGCUACAGAGGAUACUCGUGUCAUGGGGAAAUUUCCGCACCAUCAGCCACGAUCCCAACGCGAAACCCUUACUCAAAUGUCUUCAUUGACUUCAGUGUUCCAUAGUACCUGAGAUUUUAUUCUGAGAUUUCAUCAGGGUGAGUUGCACCACUUGUCCUUGAUUCUCAUUGCCCCCUGGCAAUCCGGGAAGGGUUCACCCGGCAGGCACGCAGCCGGCAGUAUGAACUGUGAGCUGUGCUGUAGGGUUGUUAAAAGGAAAACACGUUCUGUGCAUCACUAGUAUAGACUCAAAAGAUAUGCAAGUGUCAAAUAUGCAAAAGAAAUAGCUUAUUCAAAGAGACUGUAUGUUACCGAAGAACAGAAUAAAAUCUGAUUUUUUUUUUUAACCUGCAAAAAUGAAAGGAAAAAAACAAAAUCCCCAAUUGAAAUGCCCAAUUCAGACUUUUGAAUACUUCCUGCGGCAGCAGGGAAAGCAUCUACUAUAAUAGAAAUUCUUUUUUGUUUCCUGUGGUAUUCAAGUUUAAAAAAAAAAAAGUUAAAAUAAAAAGCACUUUAUGUUUUUCAAAAAUAGGUUUUACCAGGGACAGUGUCCACGUCUUGCACUUUAAAACAAGCACUAUUUCCCAUGGGCCACUUUCUGGGACUACAGCUGGGUUGUUGGUACAUGCCCGUGUCCAGCCACGGGGGAGGGGGGUGUUGUGCUGGUCCUGCUGUCUGCGGUGUCAAAGUCUGUGGCCUCCUCCCCUGCCCCUCUGACGCUUCCCGUUAGUCCCCUUGCGAGGAAGGGUACUGCCCCCUCAAGUGGGGCCUCCCGCAGAGUCACGUGUACCAGAAGCAGGCACAUCUCCGAAGAAUACAGUGGACGGUGGGCACUGGGUGUUUACUCUGUCCUCUUUCUUGUCAACCAGCUGUUGGUGUGUUUUCAGUCUCCCUGUCUGUGCUCCAACUCAGCUCUCCUUCCUGCAGCCGUCAACGCGGCCAGUACAGACAAAAGCAAUAAGUAUUCGUGUGCGUUGUGAACGGUUCUGGCGUAUUUCUUGGUGUUGGUCUUCCUGUCCCCUUUUGACGACCUGGCGUUGGCCUGCCUGAGUGGGGUCCCACAGGAUGGUGGUGUUGGCCGUUCCUCGGUUCAGAAACAUCGGGUUGAGCCACCGGGUAGCAUGAUGUCAUGCUGGUGCGAAAGAUGACAUGUCUUUGAUCUGCCUGGCUUUGGUACAAUGUACCGAGGUCGUUCUCUUAAUACAGCACUGAUGGACGAUGUCCCAAGUACAGUAGUGUAGAUCUGCCGAUCCACCAUCUGGUGACAGGCGUACAUCUUCCUGAUGGAACAAAUACGGCAGGGUUCGCCUGUCCUUCACACAAGGUGUUACCGGUCUGCCUGUUAGUACAAUGGCACGAUCCGUCUGUCCGUUCACAAAUGUCACGGAGUCGUUCCGCCUGCCCUCCGUACAGUGGCAUGAGGUUGGACCACCUGUCCCAGGUAUGAUGACACGGAGUCAUUCCACCGCCCUUAAAAACACCUGUUCUCUGCUGAAUCCGUACCUGGUUCAUACUGCUUCGCGGUGUCUCCGAGGACUAGGGAUCCCUCCAGAAGGGUGCAGUCCUGUUCUUUGCCGUGUUACCCAACAAAACGAUGCCGCAGUAUCGUGAUGCUCCGAGAAUUCUUCAGAGCACCCUGGCAGCAAUGGCAAAGGGGCAGGGAAAGGGUGAGGGCGCCCUGUGCUGGCGACACGCCCGGGAGAGGAGGCAGCAGCGGCCCGAGCGCUUUGCGGGGCACACUGCGGGCUGGGGGCCUCCUGAGGAGCGGCCGCCUGACAGCCGUGCCCGAGCCAUGUCUGCUCAGGCGUCUCUUCCUUGUUUUUAUCACCAUUUCCGUCGGCCGUCAGCACAAACGUGAAAAUUCAGGGAAAACAAACAAAUGCUUUUUGAUAAAAGUAAAUAGUUGUGAUUUCCGAUUCAGAUAUUUUUAGAGCUGAUGCUAUCUGUAAAAAUCAAUAACAAUAAUAAUAGAGUCUAUUUUACAUAUCAGGAAAGUGAACAUGUUUAAAUAUAGCCAUAUAUAGCGAGAAGGAACUUACCACCCCUUCUUCAAAUCGAGGCAUUUCAUUUGUUGGUUGAAGCAGAUGAGAAGUGUACAGAUUGGAUAUGACUUCUUGUUUCUUUCUUUUAAACUAAUAACCAAUUGGUGCAACUCUCCUUGUAACCAAAGGCCCUUUCUGCCUUGUGCGGUCACACAGGACCUGGCCCUCCCUUCCCCGUGUAGUUUGUCUGACCUUAAAGUAGCAUUUUAUUGAGUCACUUUUGAAGGACGAUUUCAGAAGUAUCAUUAAGAACCUACCUUUUCAGGCUUACAAGCCAGAGUCCUAUAGAGUUCUUAUAGAAACAGAAUAACUGAAACUCAGCAUAUACUAUGCUUAGAAAGUAUCGCAUUUUGUUUUGGUUUUUUCUUUUACUUGUGUACGUAUUGUGGGAAUAUAGCUUUUAUCCUGUGCCCAACUCAAAAUAAGAGUAUUGUAAGUUUUCCCAGGCCCCACCUGCCAAAAAAGGAACAAACCCCGAUUUUUAAUACGUGUCUACCCCUGCCUGUACCUGUGUCCAUGCACUGGGAAAUCUACCCGAGAGUCUCCACUGAGAAGCUGACCUUGACAGACAGGUCCUCAUAGAGGAGAGGAAAGCAUGGAUUGGAGGCAAAUACCACUUUCACUCGGUGAUCCAUGUCCCACCCAUUCCUGAACCAAUGAAAAUGGGAAAAGGACAAAACAAAAGGAAACAAAAAACCAAGUCAACCCAAAGAAACCAAACUAGGGGCUCUAGCGGGUGAAUGUCUGGUCCCUUUGGUGAAUUCAGUGAAACUCACCAAGAACCCAGCAGACCAUGGCUUCCAACUUCCACCAUUAUCAGUAAGGGCUAGGGACCAGGUCCCCGUGUGAUCUGGGGCAUCUGUGACCCGCGGAGAGAGGAGGGCGAGCUCUGGAGGAGUCGGCUUUUCCACUUUUUUUUUUUUUUUUUAAAUCUUUGGGUAAAGAAAAACAACAGGACUUGGGUACAGUAGAUUUCUCAGUGCCUUCUUUAGGAAUUUUCUCUUAAGCACAUUUAAUGGGGAAAGAAAAAAAGAGGACAGAACAUUUGUCUCCGUGAAGUCCCUUUCUCUAAAAGCACUGGGGAUCAAGAAGGAAGAAGACUGGGGAACAGCCAAAUCCCGAGGAGGCCCUCCCUUCCAACUCACCCGGCUUGCCCCCGCGUAGGGCUGGUGGCGGCGACAAACUGCCAGACUGAUUCCCAGCUCUCCUCCUCCACGUCUUGGUGACUGUAGCUUCGCCCCUGCCCUUUCUCCUAAUGAGACCCACUCUUCGGAGGAGAAAAACAGCAACAACAACAACAGUAUUCUCUUCUGUGAAACUGUGAUGUAUUGAUGUGUGUUACUAUUGUACAUUUCUGUCUUGCUCCAAGUCACGGCUGGAGUGUCUAGUCCACGGACAAGGGGAAAUGGAAAUUUUACCAUGGACAAGGGUUCACAAGAGCCAGGUCUCUCUCUCUCUCCCCCUCUAUUUCUCUCUCUCUCCUCCUGCCCCCCAUCCUUUCCUUAUUUUUCUGCCAAGAGUCCCACCUAACAUAACCCCAGGCUUCAGCAUCCAUUAGGUAAUUUCGAAUGCAGUGAGAUUGUAGUGAAAUGCCUCUAGGGCAUGAUCCUUUGUGAGAGGGCUUUUCCAGUGGCUGGAGGAAGAAGGGGUCACCUCUGCGGCCCCCAGGGGAACAAGAGAGAGCCUUCAGCCCUGAGCUCAAGGCCCCCCUACCGCCACAUACACUUCUGGUUUCUCACUGCUUUUAUGACAACAUGCACAUCCUUUCACUCAGCCAGGGAGACCCAAACCAGCCUGGCUACGCCCCCAAAAUGAAAUUUACCUCUGCAUUUUCUGUUGCCACGUUUCUGGCUCUAGAAGUAUCGGAUGCAGGCCUACAUCGUAGGAUAUCCAGAGUAGUCUAUUUUUUUGUUCAGAUAAAAAGUAUAUACGUAUGUGUGUGUGGUUAGCAAAUUUGUAAUAGGGUUAUUCAGUCUCAUUGCUUCUUUUGUAAUACAGAGUAACAUCUUAGGAAUUUUUAUGGUUGGUCAUUAUCAUAGCUGGUAUGCUGGUAUUUUCUGGGUUUUUUGUUUGUUUCUUCCAUUUCCUCCGUUGCCCUUCAGGCUCUCUUUCUUCCUUUUGGACCUGACUUUCUGGCGGUGGGGAAAGACUUCAGGCUCUGACUUCCUUGUGCAGGCAUUUCCUGACGCUAGGCCUAGAGUCUGUGGACACUGUAACUUUCCUUCUAUGUGUUCUGUCUCUGUGUUUCUCCUAUUUAUUGUUCUUAAGAUUCCAGGGCAUGGAAGCAGGAGGGAGACCAAGGGGAAGCAAGGCCACUGAUGGCCCUCAAAAUCGGGAUGGCAUGUUGGCUGGUUCAGCUCCUCCUUCCCAACCCUGCUGGCAUUUUGAAGACUGAAUUUUCUCAUCCCUGGAGAUCUUAGGACUACAAAUCUCACGCAAGCAAACUUCCCACUGAGGUCCAGAACGCACCCAAGCCCCUCUUGGCUGGCCUGUUGCCAUGAUCAGCGACCCAUUCCCCUGUAAUAGCAGUUGGAUCCAAAGGCCAGAGCAUUUUCAGGUUCUUGCAAACCUCAGAGAACAUGCUGGGCCUCAGAUCUCAUCAACUUCUUACUGGUUCCUCAUUUUAAUCCAUUUGCAACAUCCUCACCAAAAAAAAAAAAAAAAAAAAAAAAAAAUCCCAAAACAUAAAACAAAAAAACAAACACAGUAAACAAGCUUGCAGCCAAACCAUGAAAAGACGCGUUCCCAAGAACCUGCCAUCUCAUCUCCCCAUCCCUUCCCAGCUGCCUGGCUCCUACCACCAGAGACUUAUGGCAAGGGCAGUGGUGUUUUUCCAGUUUCCACUUAUCCAGGCACUGGGGAGUUUCUGGACUGUCCUGAUUAAUUCCACCAGGCAGCUUCCAGCCUUGGACAGACCGAGGACAUCUCACAAAGCAGGAUCUUCCGCAGAAAGUGAUUCUCACUCCUCGACUCAUUCAGGAAGAUGAAGAAAGGCCAGAUGAUCUCCAACUUGCAUUAAUUUCUAGGUGUUCAUACCCCACCUGCCUCGCUAUCAGUUUCAGGAUUCUGGCCUCUGCCCAGAUCAGAGUUCUGAGCCGAAUCUGGACCCCCAUGGCAGUGAACCAUCCCCUUGGAUAAACCCCAAGAGGAAACCAAGGACGAAUGUAUUACUUUGGACUCUGCCCCUCAUCAGAGUUUUCCCACCCCCCCAAAAUUCCUGAGCCAAAUAAAACAGAUUAGAUUUUUACAGACUUUUGUACAAGAACAAAACAAAUUGUCUCCCAGUAGUUUGCCAGGUUUGAUGCCCAGAUAAGCAAAUAACUCUAUCCCGUGGCUGGUUUCAUCUAAAGAGAGAUUGGGAGGUUUGGGUUUCUAUCCACUGCCCCUGCUUUUGUCUUAACCUGGAAUUUCUCCUGAAUGUCCCCAAAUGCCGACUUCAAGAAAUGGAUUUGCAAGGGGCUCUAGUGAAUCCAGCAGUCCCUCAUCUUUUUCUUCCCCUCUGGUUCUAACUCUCCAUUCCUCUCCAAAGACCCUAAAAAGAUCUAAAGCCUGGCCAGGAUGGGGGAAGGGGCUGUUCUCCUGAAGGGGAAAGAUACGCCUGCAGGAUGACUGUGAGUGAGUCUCUGAAAGUCUCUUUCCUGUAAUGAACGAAGUGGUCCAUUUCAGCUCCGAUGAAGAAAGGGAUUCUCAUGGGCAGGGCCACCUUACCAUGGAAUCCGGUGCCAUGUUGGGGAAUGAGCUGCUUUGAAAGAGGCUAGAUGAUGCACAAAAUGGAUGUUGCUGAGGGACCCUCACAUUGCACGGCCACUAGACUGAACAACGAGGGAAAUCUGCACCCCUUUCCCCCUGGGGAGGUGUGUAUGUGGUUUGAACAUCUGGGCACAGGCUCGAGGCAUUGAUGCAAAAGCAGGGAGUACAAUUAGCAGGAAUUCAAAUUCUGGGAUUUGGAGUUUUCCGUGAAGGGUGCCAGGGAGGGAAGUGGCAGCAGGAUACCCUCCUUCCCUUCUGCUUCCUAUCUUGGGCAAUUUUAAUGAUCCCACUGAUCACUCAUCUAACCCGUCCCCAGUGCCCUCACAGGCCCCACACUGGGUGGGAUGAGGCUUAUGCUACCCUCCCCAAACCAGCCAAGGAGCAGUCCCGUCUCUGGCUGGUCUCAUGGUGCUUCAGCUCUUCUGCCCAGACCCUGUGCCCUCUUAGGCCUGAGGCUUUCUGUACACGAGAUGCAAUUAUCUUUUAUCCACUAGCCAGCCGUCGAACUGCCCAGGCAACAGCUAAUGGCACCAUUCCAAAAGGGCUUUUUUUUUUCUUCUGGCAAAUAAAACAGAAAAAUCGCAUUCAAGACAUCUGAAAAUCUCCACCCAAUAAAGUAAGUCCAGAAGGACCAAAAGAGAGAGGCCACUGUAAUCUGAUUUUGCAGCCAGACAAGGCUUUCGCUGCCCAGGCUCCCACAUCCGUAGCCCCUUCCCCAGUCGGUCUGGAAACUGCAUUGUCCAAGGAGAGCAUUUGACACAAGAGGUUGUAAAAUCCCCCUCCCCCAGUUGUGUAUGGUGGGUUUGGAGGAGGUGGGCCUUCAUCCUCAAGGCGACCCCAAGUAUUGGCAGUUGUGAGCAGUUUUAAUUAUGAAGUGAUGCUGGACGGUAAGAUUGCAAGGACAGACUGAGCUUGCACUUUCUCCGGAAACACAAUGAAACAAAAAUCCAGUUCCCAAGAUCCUCCUUUGAAGCUCUGUCCUGCAGAAAUAUCUCAAGUCAGUGGCUACAAUGGCAUGACAAUUCUGGAAAAUAAAGGAAACUCCCAAUUCUGUCUCAUUAAGAUGCUCUCAAGGGUCCUGCGUGGAUCAUCCCACACUUCUUGCCUCCCUGAGCUAAUCCAAGUUUGGAAAACAAGGAGGGAAGCACAGGAGAAGAUGCCCAAGAGAUUCGGACUUCUCCGAGGCUUUGGCUUGUGGCCCCCUGGUCUUCACUAGGGUUUGGGUCUCUCCUUAGAUAAGCUUGACAUCAAAGCCCCCUGUGCCCAAUGGGUGGGGAAGAGGAAGGUCAGCAGCUGCUGGGCCGGGGGCAGCUAACCUGUUUGCUCUCCAGGCCUAUCCCAGCUUCAGUCCAAGGCCAAGGGCUGGGAACAUCAUUUUAUGGGCCAGAAACUCGGGGUUACCCCCCAGUAUAAGCCCGUGGCACAUACAGGCACCCAGCCGGUGUUUUUUGGAGUGAGUGAAUGUGUAAACGAUUGACUUUGAGUGAGUGAAUACAGAAUUUCAUCAGUUCCUGCCAGGCUUGGGGUAUUGCUAACUGGGAAGGAAGGAGAAAUGGGGGGCCCCUCCCAUUAAAGCCUGUAAUGCCAUUUGGCCUUUGACUCAACUGGGGGCUAUGAUGCUAUCCAAAUUUGACAUUUGUCUGCCCUAAGGUCCACAGUCUUCUCAGAGCAGAACUUCCUGGGGCCCCACAGGGCAUCCCCAUGUUCUUUCCUACUCUCCUGUCUUGCAUUUUCAGCCUCAUGUUCUAGUCUAGCUCACAAGGAAGGGAUUUGCUGGGGGCAGGAAUUUGGGAGCUGACAUCUGGAAACUGGAUUGCAUUCCCUGAGCCAUGGGAGUCCAGCUGGAAAGGAGGGCAAACCUGCCCUCCACCUUUGAGAGCUAAUGGGUCUUCCUUUCUUCUGACCCCAGUGCCCCCAAAGGUAGCAUGUGCCCCAAUUCCAUCAGCUCUAAGACCCUCUGUCUCUCCCAGGAACCAUGGUGUGAGGUUGAGGCUUUUCUGCCAGCAAAGCCAUUCUGAUCACCCCACCAUGAUGGGGGCCAAGCCAAUCACAUUAGCCAUAAAUGACCAAUGUCCUUAGCCACUCUUUUCUUGGGGUCACAUUUGUGGGUCCUGUUCAUCUCUGGUCAGUUGAUGUCUCUAGUCCUUCCUGUAAAAGUGAAAAUGAACAUUGUGUGUGUGUGCGCCUGUGCACACGCACACACACGCACACAUACACAGACACACAUACACACACACAAACCAAACAACAAAAAAUUUGUGUCUUUUUAUGCAUGUGAUGAGACGAAAUUGUGACCUCCAGCUGCUGUCCUGUCUUGUAAAAUAUGUCCAGAUGUUAAAGAAUUUCUAAGCAAAUGGUCCUUUAACGAAGUAUGCACAGUUCAAUAAAAAGGUAUGGAGAAAACAA